Penaeus monodon (black tiger shrimp) is the source of this 1969-nucleotide messenger RNA. RefSeq lists its product as uncharacterized. NCBI's taxonomy places the organism in Eukaryota, Metazoa, Arthropoda, Malacostraca, Decapoda, Penaeidae. The record is from RefSeq and is a predicted model, not a curated record.
GGAAUAUGAGAGGUUUGACAUUUAUCGAACGGUUGCCUAAAUUGACCGUCAUAUUUUACAAUAGUCCUUGUUAAACUCCUCAAUAUUAUGAAGUUGCAAAUCAAUGCAAUGAAAGGGAAAUCGGAUAAACCGACGCACAUUUGCUGGCGAUCACUGGCAGUUGAGAAGAGGUUCCUUCAAGGCCACAUCCAGAGUGCGACCAGAAGUGACAGGCAGAGUUAUUGGGAGGACCCGGUGACGACCAAGUACUUGAGUGUGAUAUCUGCUGACAGCAAGAAGUCAGCCCAUUGUCAGAAAAUUUUUUGAAGAUUACACCAAGAUGAAUAUCAAAGACUUCCUAAGUGUGCAGAAGAUACUAAUUCUGUCAUACAGAAUUUUAUUGGGCCUCUCAUUGCUGGGAGUGUUUCUUGCACCAUUCAACUUUGGAUAUGGUCCUGUGCGUGAAGCUCCUGUACCAACUCUAAAUGUUUCAAGCCCGAAAAUUUUGGUUAUGGCUUUUUUUUUCCAAAAAAGAAAAAAAUUUUUAAAAAAAAAAAUUUUGGGAGAAACAGAAGAUUAUGGAACAUACCUACUUGUACCCAGCUUCUAUGUAAUUCUACCAUGUGGUGUUGGCAUGCUGUUUGCUGGGGUCUACGUUUUGAUGGAUUUACUUUCAAAAGACAUCGUGGAGACGACAGUAGGCCUGUACAGUUCCUUUGGACUUCUGAGUAUGGUGGUGGGUUUUACAGGAGCAUAUCAACAGAGAGCUGAAUAUCUACCCAAAGGAUAUGAGAAGUUUUUAUUGAGUUACAACUGGAUUACAGCAAUCCAUUCACUUCUGUUGAUAUUACUAAUACUGCAGAUUAUAUUGUCCAUUCGGGAAUUGUGUCAACGAAGUAUACGAUGGCCUACUAUCCAUUUCAGCCACUUUUUCACUAUUGGUAUGGUGGCAAGAGGAGUUUUGGUGAUUCUUGCCACAUAUUUGAGCAUAGCCUUCUUUAUUUCUGUGCUUGAAGGAUAUCGGGAUGGAGGAUAUGACGAUCCUGUAUUUCGCUAUCCAGAAUAUUUUUUCAUGCCGUGUGCUGUGGCAUGUCUGUAUGGAGCACUGGUUACUUUUGAAGCAUAUACCUCCCAGAUAUUUGGACACGUUCAUGAUAAAAUGAUGGGCAUCAGUGGAUUGGUAAUGAGUGCUGGUUAUGCCGUUAUUGGUAUUAUCUUUCUUCCACCCAUUGCAAGUAAUAUUUUAUCAGAAAAUUUAACUGAUCCUGUUUUGAUUUUCUCUUGGGUAUGCUUUGGUGUCAGCCUGAUUUAUGCAGGCCUUUGCUUAGUUGUUCCAAAGGCACUGAACACACCCCCAGCCAUUAUAAGGUAUCUUGCAUAUGGAAUGUCACAUAUGAAAUGUUGGGGACACUCCAUGGAAGUAAGAGGAAGUGGAGCUUGUAACUGCAAAAGCAUCAAUUUAUUUAGAAAAAUUGCUGCCUUGUGUGAAAAUCUGAAAAAGAGUGAUUCCUUAAGGACAAACAUGAUACUUACGAUUCUGUCCUUUUUGUGUAUAGUCCUUAUAUCAGCUGAAUGGACCUAUGAUGCAAGUUAUGUGAUAAUGCUGUGUUCAGACAUAGCAAUCUUUUACCGAGCUUUUCCCGCACUGGUCUCAGAACUAUCUUCCUGUGUUUGCCCAGUUGUUCAACCUGUACAGAUUAUCUGUCUGUAUGUCUUGGAGACCAUGCCACUUUUUGUGGGCCUUAUCUAUAACUACUUCACUUUUCAUUCUGGUGCAAUUUUAACUGCUAAUAUCCUGAACAUCAUUAUCAUCAUAUUCCAGUUGUACAAGGUGCAGACCUGUCCUGAAGUGAAGGCAGAAAUAAGGGCAAUGCUUGAGGCAAAGAAUCCAGAGACGGCAAAGUACAACCUUCAGCCUGAGGAUGCAUUAACUGGCAAGCCUGAUGAUGUAGAAGGCAAUGAAGACAGUGUUCCAUCUGAUAAACCAUAA